GUGACGUUGAGAUGCACCAAUCAUUCGCGGAGGAGUAGAUGGCGUAUGGCAGACUCUACUUCCCCAAGAAAGGCACACACGCGAAAAAAAUCAAAGGGCGGUGCAAAAGCUGAUCCCAUCACACAGACGGACCUGCAAAGAUCAUCCGUCAGAAGCAAUCGCAACGUGGUAUCCGUCAUCAAAGGCGCAGGCGACUCUUGCCGUUGCGGGAGAGAAAUCAAGGGGACAUGGCCGGGAUCUUGGCUUGGUUUUGGAACGAGAGGUUCUGGCUGCCACAUAAUGUAACCUGGGCUGACUUAAAAAACACAGACGAGGCAACCUUCCCGCAAGCCGAAGAUCUCUAUCUGGCUUUCCCCUUGGCAUUGGGCAUCUUCAUGAUACGCCUGGUUUUCGAGAGGUUCAUUGCAAAGCCAUGUGCCCUGGGUUUGAAGAUCCAAGCAAACGGCCCCCAGAAGGCUCAGCCAAAUGCUAUUCUGGAGAAAGUCUUUACUUCUAUUACCAAGCACCCAGACGAGAAGCGGUUAGAAGGCCUGUCCAAGCAGCUAGACUGGGAUGUGAGGACCAUCCAACGUUGGUUCCGGCAUCGGCGGAACCAGGAGAAGCCCAGUACGCUGACCCGCUUCUGCGAGAGCAUGUGGAGAUUCACCUUUUACCUCUACAUAUUCACCUACGGAGUGCGCUUCCUGAAGAAGACCUCCUGGCAAUGGAACACCAGAGAAUGCUGGUACAACUACCCUUACCAGCCACUGACCAUGGACAUCCAUUACUACUACAUAGUGGAGCUGUCCUUCUACCUCUCCCUAUUGUUCUCCCAGUUCACGGACAUCAGGAGGAAGGACUUCCUGAUCAUGUUCCUGCACCACCUGGUGACCAUCUCCCUCAUCACCUUCUCCUAUGUGAACAACAUGGCUCGGGUGGGGACUCUGGUCAUAUGCCUUCAUGAUGCUGCCGACGUCUUGAUGGAGGCCGCUAAAAUGGCCAACUAUGCGAAGUGCCAGAGACUCUGCAACGUGAUUUUCGUCAUGUUUGCGCUGGUCUUUAUCAGUUCCAGGCUGGGUGUUUAUCCCAUUUGGAUUUUAAACAGCACGCUGUUUGAAAGCUGGGAGAUCGUGGGCCCGUUCCCAUCCUGGUGGGUCUUCAAUGUUCUGCUGCUCCUACUGCUCCUGCUGCACUCAUUCUGGUCCUACCUGAUCGUGAGGAUCGCCUGCAGGGCCGUGUCCCGGGGAAAGGCGGGGAAAUGGAACCCUUUGCAUGUGUCCAAAGAUGACCGAAGUGACAUAGAGUCCAGCUCCGAUGAGGAGGAAGGCUCUCCCCCGACACAGAAACUCCAUAACAGUGCCACCAACGGCACCAGCGGGGCCAACGGGACCAACGGUUAUCUGUCGGGGCCGUCGUGUCGGGACGAACACUGACCAGGCCAGAUCUGGACUUUUCGGCCACCAUACAGAUGUCUCUGACACCAUUUAUAGAUACAUGUAUGUAAGACCUGAAUCUGAUUGGCUGUCUGAUACUGGAAGUCCUUGAUAUGAUCUAUGAUUUUUUUCCCCACACUGAUUUCUUUGGUUUACUUCUUUUCAUAUAUAUCUGCGGCAAAAGGCAGUCAAUGACAAUUCCAUAUUGACAAUGGUAAAGCAUUCUUUUCGUAAAUGGAAAAAAAAAUUGAAUGAAUGAAAGAACGGAAAUGGAAAUUUCACCUUCUGUUGUUAGCAUGCCAUGUAUUUGUAGUUUAUCUUAAAGGGAGUACUUUUUUUCCCACGUUCAAGUCUUUGUACUUUAUUUUUUUGUGUACUUGUUGUGGACAAAGGGAUUUUUGCUACCUUUUAAUGAAUUAGGUAAUCAGUGUUUAAUCUGCUAAGUUGUGAUUCAGCUGCUGCUGUCACUGGCUUCUGACAUCUUUCAGAGCUGUUCAUCCACGUUAUAAUCGCCCUGCGAUCUUGUCUGUUCUGUCCGUGGGCAGUGACGUCAGGUCUCUCACAUGCCUCCGACAUAUGUCUCCAUGCCAGCGAGACGAUGUAUACCAGUAUUACGCGUGUCGGCGGCUUAACAGCGUACAAAUAUUUGGCCAUGGUGUAAUUGGGGGUAUAUGCAAAUUUCACUUUGUAGUUGGUGCAUAUUUUAUUCAAUGAACGUGCCAUUUAAUAGAGGAACUGCACUAAUCAAACAUUUCCAGCUGGAAUGGACAUGAAAUGCCAUCUUAAAAAAUAAAAUUGUCUCAUUGCCUUUAGUUGACAUCGUUAAACAUUUAGGCUAGCUUGUUUUUCAUAAGGUAUAGUAUUAGCUGUUAAAUGAAAAUUCAUAAUUAAAUUGUUUUUGAAAGUUACCAAAAACUGCCAGUGUUUGAAAUGCAGCAGUAAUGCAUGCAUAGGUUACAGGCGAUCGCGAUUAAGGGUGUUUUUGGUGGUGUUGCCGUGUGGGAUGUAGGCUUACUGAUCCGCUAUAAACGAAAGAUUGUCGUCGACACACAUACGGUAAACGCAGAAACCUCCGUGAAUAAAGGUACGGUGCUCAGCAGUUAAGUUUCUGUCAUGGAACAAGCACUUUACUGGGACAAAUAUCUGAAUGAUAUGAUGAAAGUUUCUGUGUAGAGACGUAUUUGGGUUUUGACGACUUUAGGUUUAAAUUGUGGGGAUUAUAGGCCUAUGAGCAAUCUACAACUAAAAUAUCCACACAGCCCUCAAAAACAUUACAUGUCUUUUAAGAAUAAAAGCUAACUUCAGUUUUCCAGCUGCUCCUCAUCUUUCCAUUAAUUUUUUUAUUAUUAAUUAUUAUUUGUGCAGCGAUAGUAUGAUGUCAACAUUGAAAGCAGAUCAUUUUCAAUGGUGCACAUUCAGGUGCCUUAACAUUACCCCCUCGUGGAGUCAGUGAUUUAUCCUCUCCAGUCCAUUACUUACAGAAAUACAAUGAACUGUCCAGCAAAAGGUUUGAGUGAAGUAACUACAAUGCCUUUACUUUUAAAUACACCCCCAGUUUACAUGCACAAGCGGUGCCAUGCCGCACCAGUCAGUAUUGUGGAUUGCUUGGUUUCUUAGCUUAACACGCAAAUUUAAGUUUUGAGGCGGUACAAAUAAAAAUGUGGCUUUGUAUUGAAGAAAGAUCUUGAACAAAAUGCUGUGAUAUAUCCUUUCCUUUGGACGGCGAUGGCUUUGCAUUCCGACGCCAAAUGGUGCCCCUGUAAAGCUCUGCUUUUUGUUGCAAUGUGUUAUUUCUCAGUUUCAUGUAUCCGUGGCAAGAUGAAUGUUUUUUUUUUUUUUUUCUGCAUUCAGUUCAUAAAGCUGCAAUUGACCAAACGGAGUCUACGCCGUACCUCUAAGGGUACAACUGCAAUGCUCUGCCUUGGACGCAAAAGCCAGCAGCGUCUGGUGCGAAAUCCUUUGCUCUCGCCGCCGCACCACGACGUUUUCAGCUCCUGUUAAGAGUGUUACACUUACACAUGGGGAAUAUAUAUUUUUUUUUUUAUGUGAGCAAUUGUAGGAAAAUGGAUUUCAAGUGUAAAGUGAUAUGCUGGGAAAGCAGAUUGUGUUUGCUUUAGGAUUUAUUUAUUGGUAACUUGUAAUAAAUGCAGAACUUAAAAGUC
Messenger RNA from Paramormyrops kingsleyae, 3574 nucleotides. RefSeq names its product ceramide synthase 6 (gene cers6). Gene Ontology annotation, biological process: ceramide biosynthetic process. Gene Ontology annotation, cellular component: membrane. NCBI's taxonomy places the organism in Eukaryota, Metazoa, Chordata, Actinopteri, Osteoglossiformes, Mormyridae. The record is from RefSeq and is a predicted model, not a curated record. Gene Ontology annotation, molecular function: DNA binding; sphingosine N-acyltransferase activity.